Molecule: messenger RNA, 1009 nt
Organism: Thermothielavioides terrestris NRRL 8126
Lineage: Eukaryota; Fungi; Ascomycota; Sordariomycetes; Sordariales; Chaetomiaceae
Exons: 2
Coding region: 217-753 (178 amino acids)
Biological process (GO): endoplasmic reticulum to Golgi vesicle-mediated transport
Cellular component (GO): cytoplasm; TRAPP complex; nucleus
Source: RefSeq, a predicted model, not a curated record
CUGGGGAGCUGUCUGAUCAGCCAACGCCCAUCGACGACGAUGCAAUGAGAUGAGACUGGCAGCUUCCCGACCACAUCGUAUCACAACCCACUGCCCGUGCCCGCACGGAGCUCAAAUGAUAGACCGAUAGCGACUCACUUCCCAACUCGAACUUAUCAACACACACAAUUUACGCCGAAGCCGCAGGCAAGACAAGGACCCGACGAAUCAGGGACAAUGAGCUACUACUUCGUCAUCAUCGGCACGCAAGACAACCCGUUGUUCGAGUACGAGUUCGGCACCAGCAAGCAGGGCGGCGAUGGCCAAGCGCACUUCACCGAGCUGGCGCGGCACCUGAACCAGUUCAUCGUGCACAGCAGCCUCGACAUCGUCGAAGAAGUGCAGUGGGCGAACGGGCAGCUCAGCUACCUCAAAGUAAUCGACAAGUUCUUCGCCAACUACAUCUCCUGCUUCAUCACAGGCGGCAACGUCAAGUUCCUGCUGCUGCACCAGCCGACGGCCACUGCAACAGCCACGGGCGCGGGCAUGGCCGGCGGCGGCAGCAGCGGGGCGGCGACGUCGACGCGCAGCUCGACGUCGGUGGGCGCCAACCCGACGAGCCCGCAGACGGAGGAGGCCAUCAAGAACUUCUUCAACGAGGUGUACGACAACUACGUCAAGGCCAUCAUGAACCCGUUCUACCGGGUCAACAUGGAGAUCCGGAGCCCCGUGUUCCGCCAAAGGGUGGCGGCGGCGGGGAGGAAGUACUUGUAGACUGUCUGUGUUGGGGUCGGUAUCGGCGAGGGAACGGGUUGUAAUGAAACGUCGAGACGGCAUUCAUGAACUAUCUCCUUAUGGUGUACUGUUAAGUGUGCGCGAGCCAAUUAGGAAGGCAAAGCACGAUGGGGGGCAUCGCAGCAGAACGGUCACAGCAAGAGCCAAAGGUUCAUCAAAUGUUCAUGAUCAAAAUCAAUGCAUUGCCAUCGGGCAUGACUAACCCUCCCAGAGACGCCGUAGUCAUUCCCAUCGA